Molecule: messenger RNA, 483 nt
Organism: Sinocyclocheilus grahami
Lineage: Eukaryota; Metazoa; Chordata; Actinopteri; Cypriniformes; Cyprinidae
Product: agouti-signaling protein-like
Exons: 4
Coding region: 92-469 (125 amino acids)
Biological process (GO): melanosome organization; hormone-mediated signaling pathway
Cellular component (GO): extracellular region
Molecular function (GO): melanocortin receptor binding; neuropeptide hormone activity
Source: RefSeq, a predicted model, not a curated record
CUCAGCAGGGGAGCGGGGAAUAUCUCAAGCCAGCUACACAAAGGGAAAACAGGGGCCCCCAUUACUCACCAGGACAGGGUGAAGUCUUAAUAUGAAUCCGUCAUUGUUGCUGUGCUGUGUGCUGCUCUGUUUAGCCUGCUGUGUUACGGUACAUACACACAUGAUUAUGGAGGAACAAUACAGCUCCAACCAAACAACCAUCAGCUUACACGCAAAUAACCAAACAGAUGCACCUUCUGUGCUCAUAGUCGGGCUUUCAAAAACACCUAAGAAGAACAAGAAAACGGAAAAGAAACCAAAAAAGAAAUUCAGCAACCGUGUGAAGAGACCUCCGCCGCCGCCGAACUGCGUGCCGCUCUGGAGCAGCUGCACGACGCCCAACGCGGUGUGCUGCGAGCAGUGCGCCUUCUGCCACUGCCGCCUGUUCAAGACCGUCUGCUACUGCCGCAUGGGUAACCCGAAAUGCUGAACACCCCCUGCCCU